AUGGCGUCAAACAAUACCAAUAACCAGUCCUUGACCCAUGAGCUCCUCUCGCGCGCCCAUAGCCCCGAUAGCACAAACCGUAUCUACUCCGAAAAGAUCCAACACCGUCCUCUCUUCCUUAAGCCCACCUCUCCACCUCCGUCCAACGCCCGCGACGCUCGACGUAGAGCCCGAGUCGAGAAGCAGAAGCGCCUAAAAGCGCUGAAGCCGAAACCCCUCUCGGCGCGGCAGCGCCGGAAGCUUGGUCUCUACGAUGUCCCAAAAGAAGGUCGAAAGUAUACCAUCUUUGAACCGCUCAACCAACUAUGGUUGGGCUACAUUCGUGAAAUACUCGGCAGUGAGCUAUACACCGGGGGACAGGGUGCCGCCGCUAAACUGAGUGCUGCCGACCUUCACGGUGCUAAAGUUGAGGUGUCGCGCAGUAGCUGUCCUAGUCGUGUCGGCCUACAAGGAAUCGUGAUCAAAGAUGCGCGCUUCGUCUUUGAAAUUAUUACCCCGAAGAACCAGAUAAAGACUGUGCCCAAGGAAGGGACCGUGUUCCGUAUCAGCGUCCCACCAGUUCAGCAAGGAAACACUGUAGACUCGGCCCAGGAUCAAAAGGCAUUCAUUUUCGAGGUUCAUGGCGACCAGUUUCAGUAUAGGUCAGCUGAUCGUGCGAAUAAAAAAUUCAAGCCUCAUUUCCUAGAGAAUCUUUGA
Daldinia caldariorum is the source of this 696-nucleotide messenger RNA. Its product is annotated as RNase P/MRP, p29 subunit. Gene Ontology annotation, cellular component: ribonuclease MRP complex; ribonuclease P complex. The transcript has a single exon. Lineage: Eukaryota; Fungi; Ascomycota; Sordariomycetes; Xylariales; Hypoxylaceae. The record is from RefSeq and is a predicted model, not a curated record. Gene Ontology annotation, molecular function: ribonuclease P RNA binding. Gene Ontology annotation, biological process: rRNA processing; tRNA 5'-leader removal. Bases 1 to 696 code for a protein of 231 amino acids.